CCCGACUCCAGCCAUGACCUCGCCUGGUCCGAAGGUCGACGACCUUGAGAUCAUUGAACACCACCACGAUGAUAGACCUGUCGGCGAUGAGGAGUUUGGCGGGACCGAAGCGCGGAAGAAAAUGGAGAAGAAGCUCCUUCGGAAAUUAGACUUGCGGAUGUCGAUAUUGAUUAUCAUCUACAUUCUCAACUACAUCGACCGGAACAAUGCCUCUGCAGCGAGGUUGCGUGGAUUCGAAGUCGAUCUCCAUCUCGAAGGGCAGCAAUUCGACACGCUGCUAAGUAUCCUGUAUGUCGGGUACAUACUCAUGCAGGUGCCCUCAAAUAUGCUACUCAAUCACAUAGGAAAGCCAUCAAUAUACCUUCCUUGCUGCAUGAUCAUAUGGGGGGCCAUCUCGUGUUUGACGGGUGUGACGACCAGCUUCGUCGGUGCUCUGUUGACUCGUUUCUUCCUCGGCUUUGUCGAGGCAGCAUUCUUCCCAGGAGCAUUGUUCCUCCUCUCGAAAUGGUACACGCGGUCAGAGCUUGGUGUCCGCACCGCGGUGCUUUCAUGUGGCAGUUUGAUUAGCAAUGCGUUCGGCUCGCUCAUUGCAUCAGGAAUUCUGAACGGCAUGGAGGGCAGGCUUGGUCACGCAGCUUGGCGGUGGCUGUUCUACAUCGAGGGCUCGCUUACCAUCUUUGCUGCUGCGUGUGCAAUCCUCGUCCUGCCGGACUUUCCCGAAACGUCUCAUACUUGGCUAAGCCCGCUGGAGGUCCGACUCGCAGAGAAGCGUAUGGAAGAGGAUGUUGGUGUAGGAGACGAAGCACCAAAAGAAGGCCACAGCCAACUGGAAGGCCUUACGCUGGCGCUCAGCGACUGGAAGAUCUGGUGCCUUGCGCUGGCACUGACCAGCAUGGUCAUUUCACUGUCAUUCAAUGCUUUCUUCCCGACCUUGAGCGCCACCAUGGGAUUCUCCACUACAGUCACACUGCUACUCUGCGCCCCGCCUUGGGCGUUCGCGACCUUGGUUGCGUUUGCAGUUACAAGGCACUCUGAUAGUACUCGCGAGAGAUUCUGGCAUAUUGCCAUCUCCUUGAUGUUCGGCAUCGUUGGGUUCAUCAUUGCGGUCUCCACUAUGAACACCGCCGCACGAUACGUAUCCCUGUUCCUGAUGGCUCAGUCAUAUGCUGCUUUCAUCACGUUCCUCGCGUGGAUCAGCAACUCGAUCCCGCGACCACCUGCGAAGAGAGCCGUUGCUCUCGCUUUCAUCAAUGCGUUCUCGCAGCUCGGAAAUAUAGCCGGAUCUUAUGUCUGGCCGUCAAAUUGGGGCCCCACCUACCGCUACUCAUAUGCGAUCUGUAUUGCCACCAAUGGCUUCUGUAUUGUCAUAUGCUACAUCUUCAAAAGACACCUCGAACAUAUGAACCGCAAGUUUGAGAGAGAGGAAGAAGAAGAAGGACGCCUGAAGGGAUUCCGCUACAUAUCCUGAUGUCAUCAAUUCAUGUCAUUAAUGUCAAAACGACUGCAAUGUAUUUCCUGUGCUCCG
This is a messenger RNA of Postia placenta MAD-698-R-SB12, 1525 nucleotides long. RefSeq lists its product as hypothetical. Gene Ontology annotation, molecular function: transmembrane transporter activity. The record is from RefSeq and is a predicted model, not a curated record. Lineage: Eukaryota; Fungi; Basidiomycota; Agaricomycetes; Polyporales; Adustoporiaceae. Gene Ontology annotation, biological process: transmembrane transport. The transcript is spliced from 10 exons. Bases 14 to 1468 code for a protein of 484 amino acids. Gene Ontology annotation, cellular component: membrane.